GCGGGGAGGCUCCAGUCAGUCAGGAUCCGGCGCGCACACAGGACGCACAGCAACACGCUCUCUGCACGACACUCGCACCGCUUCCUCACCGCCGCCGCAGAAAGGAAUAUCUUGCCGCCUUCUGUAAAGCUUCCAUUAAUCCAUUUGUUCCCGCAUCUCAACUCUAAUUAUCUGAGAAGUUGCUGGGGUAUUUACACGAAACCUUAACACGGUCCCAGCGAUCACAAGAAAUCUUAAGUCUCCCGUCGACGCUGUGCCAGCCGCGCGGCCGCCGUGCCAGAGCGGGAAUCUUGCUGCCAACCGUAGCAUCAAUAGUUAAAAUAGCCGUACAGACAGCUACUAACACGGCGACUCUUACAACAAACUCGCAACAAUGGAGGAGAAGAAGUACAAUAUUAAUAUUGACAACAGAGAUCUGGAAGAUCAUGAGGAGUGCGAGGCCGUGGAGGUGAGCGACGCCGUGGGAGGACCCCGUCAGAAGUGGGGUCGCCAGAUCGAGUUCAUUCUCUCCUCGCUGAGCUAUGCCGUGGGUCUGGGCAACAUAUGGCGGUUCCCUUACCUCUGCUACAGGAACGGCGGCGGUGCCUUCCUGAUUCCCUACGGUAUAAUGCUGAUGGUGUGUGGGAUGCCGCUCAUGUUUUUCGAGCUGUGUCUGGGGCAGUUCGGACGAGAGGGCCCCAUCACAGUGUGGAAGGUCUGCCCGCUCUUCCAGGGUAUUGGUUAUGCAAUGUUCAUGAUCAGUUUCUACAUCGGGUGCUACUACAACGUCGUCCUCUCGUGGGCCAUCUACUACAUCUACUCCUCCUUCACACACACACUCCCUUGGACGAGCUGCAACGAUGAGUGGAGCUCAGAGUUCUGCAAGGAAUUCAACUCCAAAAAUUGCACAUUAGCUGGCGGCUUGAUGAACGUGACAGGAAAUUGCGUCUUCCCUGAUAUGGUGACAGAUAAGGACUGGAAUGCCCUUAACAAGUCCCUCAGCAACCUUAAGAGUCCCGCCGAUGAGUUCUUCCACAACCACGUGUUAGACAUCACCGAUGGUCUUCACGACAUGGGGGGCUUCCAAGGCAAUGUCGUCAUCGCUCUUUUUGUGGCCUGGGUCAUCGUGUAUUUCGUGCUCAUCAAAGGGGUUGAAACCUUUGGAAAGGCUGUCUACUUCACAGCAACCUUCCCUUAUCUUAUCCUCAUUGUGCUACUGGUGAGAGCAGCCACUCUUCCAGGAUAUAUGGAUGGCAUUAGAUUCUAUCUCACACCAAACUGGGACAAGAUUCGGACGCCAUCAGUUUGGGGCGAUGCUGCAAUCCAGAUCUUCUUCAGUUUAUCUCCGUGCUGGGGCGGCCUCAUCACCCUCGCAUCAUACAACAAAUUCAACAAUAACUGUUACAGGGAUGCAUUUGUGGUAUCCAUUGGUAACUGUCUCACGAGCUUCUUUGCUGGUUUUGUGAUCUUCGGUAUCAUUGGCUUCAUGGCUCACGAACUCGGCGUGCCUGUUGAAAAGGUUGCUGUGCAGGGAGCGGGCCUGGCGUUCGUGGCUUACCCCGAGGCCGUGGCCCGCCUACCUCUGUCGCCGGUGUGGUCCAUCUUGUUCUUCGCCAUGUUGCUGACUCUGGGUCUUGGCACGCAGUUUACUAUCCUAACCACCAUCAUCACCACCAUUACUGAUGACUUCCCAGCCCUGCGCGGCAAGAACUUCAAGUGGGCCCUGCUGUGUUCCUGCCUCGUGAUGUUUACUGUAGGGCUCUCCAUGGCCACCAAAGGAGGGAUGUACGUUCUUCAAAUGAUGGAUUCAUAUUCGUCUACCUUCUCUGCACUUAUGGUCGGGAUGGCAGAGGUGGUGGUUGUGACCUGGGUAUAUGGCGUAGACAACUUCCUCAAUGACAUCAAGACAAUGUUGGGAAGAUACCCAUACCCCAUGUUCUUCUGGAAGUAUGUGUGGAAGUUUGGGAUGCCUUUAGUUGUGCUGACAAUCUUGGUGUUCUCUUGGAUUGACUUCACUCCAGUAAAGUAUGGAGAUUACGAAUUCCCACAAUGGGCCAACGUUCUAGGGUGGAUUCUGUCAUUCUCAUCUGUGGCCCUUAUUCCUGCCGUUGCAAUCUACAAGAUCCUUGGUGAAAAGGGCUCCCUUCUUGAGAGAAUAGAGAAGCUAUGCAAACCCCAGCCAACAUGGGCACCUCCAGCAGAUGUGACUAUAAGGCCAAAUGAUUCCUUUGGUGCCAAACCUCUCUUGAAAGUCACUUCUUUUGAUGAAGACACUGAAAACAAAAUAUAGAAAGCUGCUUCCAACAAGUUUGUUACUACUGCUUUACCUCCUUAGUCUCCAGUUCGGUUUAUUGUGCCAAGUAUCCAGUAUUUAUGGGAUGUGAUGGUUCUCCCAUUCCAAAGGGAGAGUCUGGAUCAAGCGAGGAGACAAUGUUACACAGCUUCUACUUUACCAUGCUGUGUUAGGUGUCUCCUCAACAGGAUGUGUGGUACUGUUACUGAUGUUAGUUUAAUUAUGGGAGGAGUUAUUAAGGGCAUCUUUCCUCACUGACUAAGGAGAUCACCAAAGACUAGACAUAAACUAGUAUUUUGUAAGAGGUCUCUUGGUAUUAGCUUGGAUGUAGUUCUGUGUUGUGUGCUUGAUGCAGGAAAUCUACAAAUUAAUUUAGAUGAUUUCUGUGUUUUGUAUGUUACUGGUAACUGUUGUCUGUUACAAUAAAUGAUAUAAUAAUGUAUUAGUUCAGAACUUUCUUUUAUUAAAAAGAUAAUGACAAGGUGUAAAGUAUUUGCACUGUAAGUAAUGUUUCUGUUAUCAUGAAAUAACAUUGAUGAGAAAUAGUUUAUAAAUAUUCAUAGCUCUCACCUCUUUUUGACUAUCUUAGUUAUUCAUUUUAUAACAAUAGAUCCUUUGUUUUUGAAGUGUGUCAUUAUAUUUUUAUUCUCAGGAUAUUAAAAUGCUGUAAAUCACAUAAGUAAUAACAAAGUGCAUAUCUUUAUUACUUCAUAUUUUAUAGUUUCAAUAGAAUAGGGUAUUCAAUAAUGUAUAAACAAUAAUAUGUAAAUGUUCUGACCUCAUCAGAGACAAUAAUAAUAUCUUUACCUUUUGUUAGAUCUUUAUUCCAUAAUGGCUUAUGAUACUUAUGAAAUAUAUGGGUUACUGUUAAGCACUAUAAUGUCAUAAACAAUAUCUGGUCAUACUGGUCAAAACUAUUUCUUUAAUCAUGUCACUUGUAAAAUACUGACAAAUCAUCCUAUUAUUGAUAUUUUACAGUUAUAUCACACGCACACACACACACGCACACACACACACACACACACACACACACACACACACACACACACACACACACACACACACACACACACACACACACACACACACACACACACACACACACACACACACACACACACACACACACACACAAGCAAAUUUUAUAUAUAAUGAUAUACAUUGGAUAUAUACAUUUACUUUAAAAUUGUGAUUAGCUGAUUGGAUAAUGGAAUAUGAAAAUACAUGUCGAUCGCGUGAUCAAGUAAUCAUUUUCUUUAUUUAUGUUACUAUCACAGCCAGUUGUAGAAAGUCAUGAUCAUGUAUUUAGUGUUCUUUAAAUGUACUGUCUGUAUAAUAUGACGGUGAAAAUGAAGGAGAGACAUUGAUGCAAGUGUAAAUAUAGUUGAUCUAUUUCCUAUCAUUGAUAAAAUACAUGACCAUAUGAUCUUUUCAUAUUUGAUUACUGAUGUUUAGCUCUAAUGAUACAUUAUUAUUUUUGAUUUUUUUUUUUUUUUUUUUCUAACACAAGAACAUACAGUUGCAAUUGGUAUUUGUGUAUAUGCUAUUAUCUACCAUAUACCUGUGCACAAUAUCUAAAUAAUUUAAACCAGUUAUAUAGGUCACUGGCAGAUAGCAAGUUUUGUUUGUUGAGGAAAAUAGUUAAUAAUAAUGCUGAGUAUCACAUUCAUAGAUUAGUCAAUUUGAAAUUCAUAAACAAGAUUUAUAUCUUUUGAAUAUAAUAUUUUUGAAGGACAUUUAAUUUAUCAAAUUCAUCUCAUAAAUAAACUGUAUGAGAAGACUUUUAAGUGUUAAGAAAGUCAUUCUGCUUGUGUUGUACCCCUUUAUAAAAGAAAUAUUGAAUUUGUUAAAGAUUUGAUAAUUAUAUAAGGAGAAGCUAUGGAUAUCUUUGAAGUUGAUUUAAUGAUGAUUAUAAUGCAGCUUGUUCUAUUGCCUUUUUCACCACCUUCACAUCAUAUUUAAAAAAAAUUGAUAAAAAGUUGUCAGAGGUACAGUGCCUACUGCCAUACCUUUAUACCUUUAAGUACAUUUAAAGCUGGAUGUAUCAAUGGUGGUUAAUGCACACACUAUUAUGAAUGCAUGAUCUGUACAGAUUUCUCAUAACUACAUUUAUUUAUGCUAAUGUCUAUAUAGUAAUACUGAUAUAUAUUAGCUUUAUUAUAUUGUAAUUUAUGUUUAUUCUAUACAUAGUAUUCCAGAAUACUAUGAUGUUAUUUGUUUGUAAUUUUUAAUUGAUAAUCCAAGAUUACUUGUAUAUUGCUAUGUAUAUAGAGGCUAAGAUAUUUUCAAACCUAUGGAUGUAAAUGACUUCAUUCUACAUGAAGUUAUGUAUGUACAGAGUGGUAGGCCUAACCAGAUUUAAGUAAUUUGAAAGAUUGAUGGAAACAGAGAGAUGCCUAUUUUUCUCAGAAGAAAAACUUGAUUUCAUAAAUAUACAUUGUGUUUAUAUCUUCUUCCCAUAAAACCAUGACUGUGACACAAUUCGUGAUAAGCAACCUCAUACUCUAAGGAUUUUAGUGGAUAAAGUUUUAGGUUCACAUGAUAAUGAGAGAAAGGAAUGAGUGUAGAAAAAAAUUCUGUAUAGAGCAAAAUUCUGUAUAGUUGAGAAAAUGACGGAAACCAUUUUUUAUUUUAGUAUGCAUAAACAUUGGGCAUAGCUACAUAUACUGAGAUGCUACUCCAAACUAUAUGCAGUUUUAAAAGUGAAAAAUAUAGGGAAAAGAUAAUGUAAGAUAAUGAAAGUUUUGAACUUCAUGACAAGACAAGAGUUACUAAUUUAAGUAAAGAAAUAAGAGUAGAUCUACUUUUUAUUAUGAAUUCAGAAUGAAUAUUUGACUGCAGUAUUCAGUGAUAGUAGUAUGUUUUUGUUUUGUUUUUUAUAUCAGAACAUCACACUGUUAUGAUUCUGUAUACCAAGACUGUAGUGUUUCAAGAUAUUUUUUUUAUAAAUAUAUAAUCCCUAAGUAAAUAAUAAAUGACCAUAAAACUUG
Messenger RNA from Penaeus vannamei (Pacific white shrimp), 5262 nucleotides. RefSeq names its product sodium- and chloride-dependent glycine transporter 1. Gene Ontology annotation, molecular function: L-amino acid transmembrane transporter activity. Lineage: Eukaryota; Metazoa; Arthropoda; Malacostraca; Decapoda; Penaeidae. Gene Ontology annotation, cellular component: plasma membrane. Gene Ontology annotation, biological process: sodium ion transmembrane transport. The record is from RefSeq and is a predicted model, not a curated record.